Molecule: messenger RNA, 1570 nt
Organism: Acanthaster planci (crown-of-thorns starfish)
Lineage: Eukaryota; Metazoa; Echinodermata; Asteroidea; Valvatida; Acanthasteridae
Product: vacuolar protein sorting-associated protein 4B-like
Biological process (GO): endosomal transport; vacuole organization
Molecular function (GO): ATP hydrolysis activity; ATP binding
Source: RefSeq, a predicted model, not a curated record
CAUAUCAUGCACAUCGUAUUUCGAUACACAAAGCCAUACUUGCAGCACGGUUUUUGAAACGUCAAAGUAAGCGAUGAUGAGUCUCCUCCAGCAGUAUCAAGAAGCCGCAACAUGGUUGGCAUCUGCCGCUGAAGAGUGCCAGAAGACCAGUAAUGUUGACUUACAGCAUCUCAUCACUAGCUGUGAGAACUGCAAGAUGUUGGUAGGCAGAGUGAAGGAGAUGGACACCAAUGCAAUCAGACAGGCUGCCUUGCAACAACUGGAUAUCACCCUGAAUGACCAUCUUGAGAUAUUGAGAGCUAAGAAGGAUCAGCUGGAUGCAGGAGGAGAAACCAGCAAUAAGAGGAAACAACAGAAAGAUGAGAAAACAGCAGAUGCAAGAAGCACAGACACCCACUCCCAGAGCCGUACAUUAGCCAUAGAGGAUACCAUUGUUAGGAAGGGAACUGUGAGCUUCAGUGAUGUGGCUGGUCUGACACAGGCUAAACAAAUCCUAAGGGAAGCCAUCGUCAUGCCUCUGCAGUAUCCUCAACUGUUUACAGGUGCCAGGAAACCAUGGAAACGCAUCCUUCUCUAUGGUCCACCCGGUACUGGCAAGUCAAGGCUGGCCCAGGCUGUGUCAUCAGAAAUCAGCUCCACAUUCUACUGUGUGUCUAGCUCUGAUCUAGUCUCAAGCUGGGUUGGGGAAAGUGAAAAAUUAAUCAAAGAGCUUUUUGUGCAUGCCACACAACAAGAAGGAAGAUCGGUCAUCUUCAUUGAUGAGAUUGACAGCAUCUGUCGCAUCCGCAGCUCCCGAGAGGAGGAGCACACCAGACGCAUCAAGACCGAGCUCCUUCGCCAGAUGGAGAGUGCCGACAAUGGCCGGGAGUCAGAACAGUUCUUCUUGCUGUGUGCCACCAACAGGCCUUGGGAGCUAGACACAGCAUUCCUAAGACGCUUCCAGAAACGAGUCUAUGUACCCCUUCCAGACAGAGAAGCCCGUAUUGCUAUCCUCAAGAUUCACGCGUCUUGUAACCUGACUCUCAGUGACUCAGACAUACAGGCUUUUGCUGACCGCACUGAGGGUUACUCUGGGAGUGACCUAUCCAAUGUCAUCCUGACAGCCCUCUUUGAACCAAUCAGGGACAUCCAGACAGCAACCCACUGGAUGAAGGGAAUCGAUGGUAAAUUCACACCUUGUGAUGACGAUACUCCUGGCUGUAUACAGACAACUAUGAGCGAGAUCCAGUCGGACAGGGUCAAGCCCAGAGACGUGACCCUCAGUGAUUUCAUUCUGGCCUUGCAGUCUUGCCACCGAAUUGUCACAGCAGAUGAACUCAAACAAUUUGAAGCCUUCACCAGCCAUUUUGGACAAACAGGAUAAGUCAAUCCUGGGUUUUCCAUACACAUGUAGUUUUGGAUUUUGUAUAGAAUAGAUGUUCAUUCACCAACUUUUCCAAAUACAGAGCAUUUAGAGAGAUAAUGUCUAGUAAGCUGCAAGUGUUGAACACCAAGCGACACAUUUUUUUGGUUGGGGCUUUCUUUUAAAGAGCACCUCUAUGAAAAUAUGUUUUUUUCUGCUUUUAUCUGA